UAGACUCUUUUCCCAGGAAUAGUAUUGGCAAUGAGGUUUCUACCUUACUGCAGAAGUAUUCUUUUGUGUCUUUACACCUGGCUCAUUGGAGCGCAUUUUCGCGCCUUCUCUUCUUCUAUAGCAGACCUCAAGAUUGAAGAGCAAGAUCAGGAACACGCGCCUAUAGACUUUAGUGUAAAGGAAUUUUGGGAGAAGAACCAAGUUCUACUAUCGGAAAAUACACUAGUAAUAUCGUUUCUUACAGAAGAAGAACAUGAGUAAUUCAAUAUACAUUAAUUAAGUUGUAUCAAAUCGUCGCGUU
Molecule: messenger RNA, 301 nt
Organism: Babesia bovis T2Bo
Lineage: Eukaryota; Apicomplexa; Aconoidasida; Piroplasmida; Babesiidae
Exons: 4
Coding region: 31-261 (76 amino acids)
Source: RefSeq, a predicted model, not a curated record